Molecule: messenger RNA, 2481 nt
Organism: Capsaspora owczarzaki ATCC 30864
Lineage: Eukaryota; Filasterea; Ministeriida; Capsasporidae
Exons: 3
Coding region: 134-2194 (686 amino acids)
Biological process (GO): embryonic organ development; regulation of transcription by RNA polymerase II; hippo signaling
Cellular component (GO): transcription regulator complex
Molecular function (GO): RNA polymerase II cis-regulatory region sequence-specific DNA binding; DNA-binding transcription factor activity, RNA polymerase II-specific
Source: RefSeq, a predicted model, not a curated record
CAAACCUUUCUCACUCGCUAAGACCAUCAGACCAGUAGUCCUUUUUCUUCUUCUUUUUGCUUCUUCUUCUUCUCAUUGUUCCAAGCAUUUUGCUUUGGUCGCUUUUCUUGCAUUCGGCGAUCACCUGGUCUUCAUGUCGGCCGUCGACGUACCGUUUACUUCAGCCUCAUCCUUGCACCAUCUCCACCACUUGAACCAACAACAACAACAGCCGCCCAUGCAACACACGCAGCUGCUCGACAUGACGCAGCAACAACAGCUACAACAACAACAACAGCAGCAGCAGCAGCAACGGGACGACGAGGCGAGCGACGACAACGAGCGCGAUGACAAUGAUGACGAGAACGAGGACAACAGCUCGGACGAGGAUGGCGAUGGCGAGGGCGGCGACGAGGAAGGCAGCGACAACGAGACCAUCUGGUCGCGCGACAUUGAGGACGCCUUCGACGAGGCCAUGGCGCUCUAUCCGCCGUGCGGGCGCCGCAAGAUUGUGCUGCCCGAGGACGGCAAGGCGUACGGCCGCAACGAGCUCGUCGCACAGCACAUUUUCAAGCGGACGGGCAAGCUGCGCACCCGCAAGCAGGUCUCCAGCCACAUCCAAGUGGUCAACCGCAAGCGCGUGCGGGUGGACAAGAUUCCCCGCGGCAACCGAGGACCUCGGAAGAUGGACGGAAAGUCGCCACGAACAAUGUCGCCGUCCCUCAAAAUGGCGCUCAAGAACGAGGCCGGCCCGCUGCCUUCCUCGCUUCACCCGAGCAUGGCUGGGAUUCCCGGUGCUGGCGCCGGAGGCCUCCCCAUCCUGCCCGGCGGCGCGUCCUCCUCGUCCUCCUCCUCCUCCCUACCCUCUGCGCACGGACUGCUGGGCCCAGGGAGCGCGGCAGGCAUGAUGCCUUACAGUUUUGCCAAGCCCGGUACUGGUGGUGGUGGCGAGCUGGCCGUUCCACUCGGAGGGUUGCAUCCAGACCACCACAACUCACAUGGCAUCGUCUCCCCCGCAGACACGUCAUCGUCGAACGAGUCUAUCGCACCGGCAGCAAGGGUCAACCACAUGAGCAAUAGCAACACCAACAUGAUCAUGCCCCCAUUUAACAUGCCGCCAUUCGCGUAUCAACCAGUCGGAUUGCAGCCACCACUCAUGCAGAUGCAUCCACAAAUGCAAGCCCUGCAAUCAGCACCCUUCUCGCAAGUCCCAUCUCAGACACAACAGCAACAACCACCACAGCAACAGCAACAUCAACAUCAACAGCAACAACAACUGCAACAACAACAGCAACGCGGUCCGUUUGUCAAUUCAUUCACCCCGACGGCCACACCACACUCGGGGUUGGCCAUGCCCGCUUGGGGUAUCGAUGCGAUUGGCAACUCCAGCUUGAACAGUAUCAACAACGGCGGCAGCUUGGGAUCCAGCACGAGCGGUGGCACUCUCACUCCAAGCCUUUCCGCUGGCCCUGCGGCCGCAGUCGCCUUGACGGAUCCGGUUGUGACCAUGAUUUCGUCGAUUGUUAACAACACAAGUGGCACGAGUGCCAUCACGGGACCCAUCCCCAAAAACCACGGCAUUGCGCUCAACACGUUUGCCUUGUAUCGCGACGCGGACGACAUGCUCCCGCUGGGCGGGCCGAGCACGACUCGGCACUAUCUCGUGCAGCUGAACGACGUCCCCGGCGUGGACGAGUUUGAUCCUCUGUCAAUGCGGGAGGUGAGCGACCUCUUCCCCGACCUGCAGGAGCUCGCUCGCAACCAGCCAACUGCCCAGUUUGCGCUGGUCAAGUGCUGGGCCAACUUCCUGGGCCCCACUUUUGAUGUGCGACGUGCCCACCAUGUCUACGGCUUUGCCUCAUCCUUCCAAACCGCCGAUACGCUCAAGUUUUUGGGCUGCACCACGUCGGUGUUUGCCUUUGGCGAGCAGCUCGUGCAGCGAACGACGCAGGUCGACGCUGCGCUUGUGGCCAACGGCCGGAGCUUCUUUUGUCUCGAGCGGGCUCCCCUAUGCCCAGACGUCGUGUCCAUUAUCGAUUCGCUCAAGCUGAUGCUUCCACGCCUGGCAGAGAUGAACGAUGUGCUGGACUACGUGACAGUUAUGCAGACUCUCUUCCGACCCGGCACUUGCCAAGUUCUGCUUUGCGUCUGCUACAUGUUUUCAGUCUCAGAGGUCGACGGAUCGCAAUACUCGGUGUAUCGGCUCACUCCUUAGAAACAGACAAAAACCCCCCCCAAACAAAAACAACAAAACAAAAGUUUUUCCCCUCAACGCAUUCGGGUUUUGCGUUGUGGCGUUUGCUUCUUCCCCCCCCCCAUUUUCUCCUAGUUAACAUUUCAAGUUUUCUUGUUUGCUCGCAAGAUCAUUUGGCACCCAUCCAUCCUGUCCGCGGUUGGCUUGUUUUUUUUUUUCUUUUCUUGCUCUUUCUCGGUGUUGCGUUUUUCGGCUUGCUCCAUGACCGGCACCUUUUGCCCCAUUCUUGUAUACGACUUGCAAUAUAG